GUAGUACUAAUAUACUAUGAAAUUUUCUAAACUCAUUUGGUGUGACCGUACCAAGGAAAUAUUAAAGAAAGACUGCUUUACAUUUCCAUUUCUCAAAAUCUUAUCUACGUGAUCUCCGUUUAUGUCUGUGUACAUUCUCGUCCACGGUCAUUGAUCGGCUUGGCCAUGAAGCUCCCUACGAUAGCCGCCGUGGUCCUCUGUUUUACGGCAGUCACUGCCGAGAACCUCAGGACUUUCACCGCGAUGUACGGGCCAUUCGAUUCGAGCAUUUCUGAUAUAUUCCACUUCGAGGGCGCAGCUGGCAUCCUCGACAACUCCACACUCCAAUUGACCCAGGACUUUUUCAGCAUGUCAAAAAGUACCGAGUUCUCCCCGGAAGCCCAACCAUUUACGUUCCCCCUGCCAGUGAAUCAAAGCGGACGAGUGAUGUUGAACCAAUCAUUCAAAUUGUGGGAACAAGGUUACAACAAAACCUCGGACAGGAUUGCCUCGUUCAACUCCUCCUUCCUCUUCAACAUCGACCCAUUUUUCGGUCAUCCCAUGGGCGAAGGGCUGGCCUUCAUCAUGGCCCCGAACACGUCCAUUCCGUCAAACAGUUCCGGCCAAUAUCUGGGCCUGACCAACUACGACACCGACGGCCACCCUGAAAACCAAUUGUUCGCCAUCGAGCUCGACAACGUCAAGCAGGAUUUUGAUCCGGAUGCUAACCACGUGGGACUUAAUAUAAACGGCAUCAUAUCUAAUGUUACUGGCUCUUUGACCCCAUUCAAAAUUGAAAUCGCUUCAAUUAACGAGUCCAGCUGGUUUUACAAUGUCUGGGUCCAGUACGAUGGGGUCAAUAAGUUCAUUGAGGUGUACAUUGCACAACAAGCCGAGCUUGAUGGGGAGACGCCCUCACGACCCAGUACACCUAUCUUGAAAUCGAAUCUUGACUUGGGCGCAGUUUUGAAUCAGUACUCAUACUUUGGUUUCUCAGGAUCGACUGGGUUUGGUUCGCAGUUAAACGGUAUCUUUAGGUGGAACUUGACGGUGGACUCCUAUCCGGAGGAUGUCAUCUCUCUGGAGGCUCCUCAGGCUUUCGCUCCCGCUCCCGCUCCCGCUCCCCCUCUGGAGGAAAACCAUCGUUCGUCGGAAAAGACUCUCCUUAUAGUUGGUGUCGGGGUUCCACUGCUGGUGAUGGGGGCCGCACUGACGGGGUAUUGUAACCUAUACAAGAAGCGAUCAGUGGUUCAUUCUCAGUCCAACAUCUUACUAGGGGCCUUGAAGAGAUUGCCAGGAACCCCAAGGGAGUUCCAAUUCAAGGAUCUGAAGAAGGCGACCAACAACUUCGACAAGAAGAACAAAUUGGGCCAGGGUGGUUUCGGGGUAGUGUACCGAGGCCAUCUAAAGAAUGAAAAUCUGGAGGUUGCCGUCAAGAGGUUUUCCAGGGAAACUGUAAAGGGUCAGGAUGACUUCUUGGCAGAGCUUACCAUCAUCAAUCGUCUCCGUCACAAACACCUCGUCCCACUGCUGGGAUGGUGUCACAAGAAAGGGGAGCUGCUACUUGUAUAUGACUACAUGCCUAACGGUAGCCUCGACACACACCUAUUCACCAAAACACUAGACAAAAAGCCACUAAGCUGGGAUUUGCAUUACCAGAUCAUCUCAGGGGUGGCCUUAGCCCUGCACUAUCUCCACAACGAGUACGACCAGAGAGUCGUCCACCGGGAUAUUAAGCCCAGCAAUAUCAUGCUAGACUCCGACUUCAACGCUCGACUUGGGGAUUUCGGCCUCGCUCGUGCUCUGGACAAGGAGAAGACCUCGUACACGGAGGCCGGGGGCGUGGUCGGCACACUGGGCUACAUUGCACCUGAAUGCUUCCACACAGGCAAGGCCACCCAGCAGUCCGAUGUCUACGCGUUCGGUGUAGUCUUGUUGGAAAUAGUUUGUGGUUUGCGACUUGGAACAAUGAUCGAGGAGUUUGUCUUCUUGGUUGACUGGGUGUGGUUCUUGCACCGUGAAGGCCGGAUAUUAGAUGCUAUAGAAGAGCGGCUUGAAAAUGAGUAUGUCGCUGAGGAAGCUGAGAAAAUGCUGAUUUUGGCUUUGGCAUGUUGUCAACCGAUGGCAAGCGAAAGGCCAAGAACUGAAGGAAUUGUUCAAAUCAUAUCCGGUUUAGCUCCGGUGCCUUAUGUGCCACCAUUCAAACCGACCUUCAUAUGGCCGUCGAUGCCCUCUGUGGAAGACGAUGAUAUCAGCAGCUCGGCCAUGCGCCCGAUGGAGACAAGGUCCUUUCGGACAACCCAUUCGGUAUUAGGCUUUACCCCGGAAUGCAUCAGCCGAGAGCUCUGUGCCAAUGACAAAUUCAAGACUGUGUAGUUAAUUUCUUUUGUCAUAAUACCAAGUAUUUUUCCUCUUCAAAUUUCAACAAUGUUAUAAUGAUCAU
This is a messenger RNA of Rhododendron vialii, 2422 nucleotides long. Its product is annotated as probable L-type lectin-domain containing receptor kinase S.5. The transcript is spliced from 2 exons. The coding region runs from base 166 to 2355 and encodes 729 amino acids. Gene Ontology annotation, molecular function: protein kinase activity; carbohydrate binding; ATP binding. The record is from RefSeq and is a predicted model, not a curated record. Gene Ontology annotation, cellular component: plasma membrane. Lineage: Eukaryota; Viridiplantae; Streptophyta; Magnoliopsida; Ericales; Ericaceae. Gene Ontology annotation, biological process: protein phosphorylation.